This is a messenger RNA of Auxenochlorella protothecoides, 4581 nucleotides long. RefSeq names its product rRNA-processing protein fcf2. Gene Ontology annotation, cellular component: nucleolus. Gene Ontology annotation, molecular function: RNA binding. The record is from RefSeq and is a predicted model, not a curated record. The transcript has 19 exons. Bases 1 to 4581 code for a protein of 1526 amino acids. Gene Ontology annotation, biological process: RNA processing. NCBI's taxonomy places the organism in Eukaryota, Viridiplantae, Chlorophyta, Trebouxiophyceae, Chlorellales, Chlorellaceae.
AUGGUGCGACUGAAGGCCUUCGCGGCCAUCAACAGCGCCAGCCUCGGGCCCCAUGGGCGGGGUGCCGAGACGGCCGAGGCGCUGGAGGUGCGGAUCCUGGGCGCCUUCGAAUCCGCCCUAAACCAUGCAAGGCUGGGCAAGCUCGAUCAGGCCGAGACCCUGCUGCGGGGCAUCCUGCGCGAGCCGGCGGUGCAGAGGGGCGAUGUGGAGCAGCUGUCCCGCCUGCGUGUGCUGGCGCUGAAGCAGCUGGCGGCCCUGCUGGCCGGCAGGGACGGCGGCGGCCCCGCGGCCCUAGACUGCCUGUGCCAGGCUUGCGACCUGGGCCCCCCCGACGCGGUCCUGCUGAGCCGCCUGACCACCCUGGCGGGGCGGGAGGGGCGCUGGCCGCUGGCACGCUGGGCUGCCGAGGCCGGGCUGGAGCUGGACCCGGCCCACCCCACCCUGGCCGCCAAGGCGGCGGCCAUCGCCAGCCACGUGGGCGACGGCGCCUGGGCCGAGGAGUUGGGCCGUUCUGUCGGGGGCAGGCGCUGGGACGCGGCGGCGCCCACGGCCUUCCGCGCCGCGCUGCCGGCGGCCUACCAGGCGGAGCGCCCCCUGCCAGAGCCCAGCGUGCGCAGCGUGGCUUUGCCCCGCGACUGGACCCCCGUGCUGCUCGAGGUGGCCGCCUUCCUGGGCGCCGGCUCUGCGCUGUGCGAGGAGGGCCCCGACCGACUGAUAUUGCUGGAGCGGGAGAGAACGGAGGGGCGUACGGCGGGGGAGCAGAGCCCGCGCGGCAUGGGGGCGCCGGGUGCAGUGCCCGGCGAGCCAGGGCAGGAGGGUGAUGCGGAGGUCGACGCAGGCGGCGGCGACGCGACCCAGCCGGCGGGGGAGGGCGGCACAGAGGCCGCGCCUGCCAAGCUGACCAGGUCCAGGGCUCGGGGCCUGGGCGACGACCCGACCCAGUCGCAGCCGGGUGGCGACGAGGGCGCCGAGGACGAGGGCCGAGCGAGCCUGGGCGUGGAGGUGCUGGCGCGCCUGGGCGCUGCGCACCAGGCCCUGGCCACGCUGCCGCCCGAGGGCCGGGACGCUGUGCUGGCGCUGGCGAGGCACGUAGUCGGCGCCCAGGGUCUAGGCGCAGACGCCCUGGAGCCGCCUGUCGCGUUGGUGCUCGCCGAGUACUUCUUGGAUCGCGCAGAGGCCGAGGCGGGGGCGGACGGCGCGGCCGCAGCCGGCGCGGCGGCGCGGCUGCUGGAGCCCUGUGAUGCCUUGCUGGCGCGGGCGGCCACGGCCAUGCCCGGAGCCUGGCCGGCUGGUGAGGGCGAGCGUGCAAUAGAAGGCGCGCCGUCUCCGCCCUGCCUAGCCGCGCGCCUCGCCUGGACCAGGGCCCGGCUGCUGGAGGCGCGGGGCGAUCGCGCCGCCGCGCGCUCUGCCUUUGAGGCCGCGGGUGCCGAGCUGCGAGCCGGCCCCGCUCAGGUGGUCCCGCUGCCGCACUGCCGCCUGACCCCGGAGCUGUCCCCCGCCGCGGUGGAGGCUCGCCUGCACGCCGCCUCCAUCCGCGACCUGCUGGACGCGGCAGCCGAGGGGAGACUGGGCGUGGAGGGCGAGGCCGGCGUGGUCGCCGCGCUGGCCCCUACCCCCCCUGUCCCGCUGCUGGGCGACGCCGACGCGCUGCGCACGCUGGCCGGCGGCGCGCGCGCGCUGUGCGCGCUGGAGCUCGCCCUGCCCGCCAGCGUGGGUGGGCUGCAGCUGGAGGCCGCCGCGCCGGACCACACCAUGGCGACGUGCGUCGCGCUGUGCGCGCUGGGCUGCCUGCAGGCCCUGGCCAGCGGAGGGGGGCAGGGCACCGAGGCCGUAGCGGCCGCGACAGAUGCCAUCGAGGAAAGCGGGGUCACAGCGACGGCCCUGCGCGCCGCCGCCGCCGCAGACCUCGCGGUGGUUGUGCAGGAGCUCUUCCGCAUGGUCAGGCGGGAGGAGGGUGCGGCGAGCCUGGUCAGCAUGCUGAGCGCGCUGGGGGUCGCCCUGGGGGAAGCGGGCGCGCUCGCCGCGGGGGAGGGGGCCUGGCCGCGGCUGUGCCUGCGCCACCUCCUCUUCAUCUGGGAGAGCCUUGGAGGCAGCUGGGAGGCGGGCGCCGAGGUAGAUGCCGCCGAUGCAGUGCUGCUGGAGCAGGUGGUCCAGGGCAUCCGGGCCUGCCUGCACUGGCUCUGCGCGCUGGACUUCCCGGAGCUGGACCAGGACGAGGGGGUUUGGGGGUCAGGCGCCUUCAAGGCGUUUGACGACCCGGGCGAGGACUGGGCAGUCCUUGGGGAAGCGGAGAUCAGAGCGGUGUGGGGCCUGGUGUUCCCAAUGCUGGAUGGGCUGAGCCGCCAGGCGUUGACACGACAUGCCGGCUUCCUGAGGGCCGUACACCGGCAGAUCGGGGCUCCUCCCGAGGAGCUCAUGGCCGCUGCACAACACUGGUGGAGGGAGCUGGAGGGCAGGGGGCUGCAGGCCGAUGCAGCGGCCACUUGCGCGGAUCCGGUGCGCCAGGGCCUCUACUUCCUCCUCACACGAAUCAGCCCCGAGGCGGAGGUACCCGCUGGCCGCGCCCUGGAUCCGGCGGUGGAUGCGGAGCUGGAGGGGAUGCUCCAGCUCGCCAAGCACACGCUGCUGUACUCGCCGGACGAAACCCACUUUGGAUGGAAGCUGCUCGCUGACGCAUAUGCGGCCGCCUCGGAGCGACUGCUGACAGAGGCCACGAUCACGGCCGACCGGUACCGCUGGCUGACCCGCGUGUGCGCUGCCAUCGCGGCCCACGUGACGUACGACCUGGAGGCCAGGGCAGACCUGCUCAAGCUCGUGGCCGAAGAGUGCAUGGCAGACCUGAGCGCUGCCCUGCCCUGGAGCGACCCUCUCGCGUCUCGGCCCAACGGCCCGCCGUCCGAUCCCUCCCGCCUGCGCAGUGCGCGCGCCCACUUCCGGCGCGCGCUCGAGCGCGACCCCCGCGCCUGGACCGUGCAACUGGGCCUGGCUCGGUGCUCAUGGAAAGCGCAGCGGCCGUGCGAGGCGCUGGCGCUCUUCGCGGCCGCCGCGCGCAGCGCGCAAGAGCUGUGCGGCGGCCUGGUGGAGCCGGUGUUCCGCCUACACGCGGCGCGGGCUCGGCUGCUCCUGCCGGGCGAGAAGCGCGGCGGCAGCGGGCCCGACGAGGCUGCGCGCCUGCGCCGCGCCCUGCUGCUCACCGCCUUUGACCCGGACGCUGUGCGCGAGUCCGAGGCGGGGGGCGCGCCUGUAGAACGCGCGCUCGCCGACGACGCUCUGGCGGCGAUGCGCUGGUGCCUGGGGCGGGACCGGCACCACCACCUCGCCGCGGCGAUGGCGGCGCGCCUGCUGGCGGCGCGCGGCGAGGCGGCGGCCGCGGCGGCCGAGCUCGCGCCGCUGUUUUCCAAGGCCAAGCAGGCCUUUGUCUUCAAUAUGUUCCCCAUCGCACAGGGUGACGAGGGCGCAGGCAGGGGCGCCGACUGGCGCGCACGCCUCCUGCAGGCGGAUGAAGGGCGGCGGGCUGGCGGCGAGGGCGUCUGGGACGAGGCGACGGCUGGUCGAGGGAUGCCCGAGGGUGGCAAGGCUGUCGAUACAUACGGCGCUUUUGAAUCACGCGAUGGCUCAGAACGCGGCACCAUGGCAAAUGAAGAUGGCCUAGAGGGCGCGGGCCGCCCGCCACCGCGCACGGCGGCCAACGGCCUGGAGGAAGGCAGCCGCGCCUUCUGGCGGCGUGCGCACAAGACGCUGGCCCUGUACCUGUCCCUCUUGGGCCAGACGGGGAACCUGGAGACGCUCCAGGCGGCAGCCGCCGCCCUGGCAAAGGACGCGAGCGCGGCGGAGCAGCAGGCGGCGGGCGCUCCGGUGCGGCUGCCCCACGCCCGCCGGACCGCCGAACUGGCGUGGGGCCAGUACCUGCUGACCCUGACGGCGGCGCUGCAGCGCCCUGUGGAGACGCUGGCCGGGGCCAUGCGGUGCGUGGAGGGGCCUGGCCCACGCGACCCCGGCGACUGCCAGCAGCUGGCCUCCCCCGCGCAGCUCGAGCUGGCACAGUCCAUUGAGACGCUGCCCCUGGAGCCCUUCCAGAGGGCGUACGAGCAACUGGAUGCUGGCUCCAAGGUGCAUGCCCAGGCGUGCAGGGCGGCGGCCGCGCAUGCCAUGUCGCUGCUGAGAAGUAAGAAAGCGCGACGUGCGGCGCAGGCUGCCGCCCCAGACACCAGUGGCAAGUCGUGGUUUGACAUGCCAGCCACCAGAAUCACCGAGGAGGUCAAGAGGGACCUCCGCAUGCUGCGCUUGAGGUCUGCCUUUGAUCCCAAGGCCUUUUACAAGAAGUUUGACAACACGAAGUUCCCCAAGUACUUCCAGAUGGGCACAGUUGUGGAGGGUGCUGCUGACUUCUACUCAAGCCGGCUGACCAAUUCUGAGCGGAAGCAGACGUUUGCAGAGGAGAUUGGGGCGGAUCCCCGGCUGACACAGGCACGCCUCAAACGGUAUGGCAAGAUGCAGGAGGAGAAGUCCAGGUUCUCGCGCAAGGGGCGCAAGACUGACAACCCCAGGCUCAAGAAGAAGCCACGGCGGCCAAAGCAUUGA